UUCUGGUGAAGAGACUAUGAGAGACUUCCUGUGGGUGAGGUUGUUUCUUAACUUAAACCUGAAUUCCUCCAGAACACUCCAACACUGCAGUUCAACUAUUUGGUUAAAGCUGUUACACACAUUUUCAUAUGAAAUAUUGGUGAGAAGGCCCAUGGAUUAUAAAUUGCUGAUUCCUUUUCAUGCAGCAGUUUCGAUCUUUCUAUUUACACAAAGUAGAAUAAUUUCUCAUAAACAGAGGAGCUAAUUAUCAGUGUUGGAUGUGAAGAUGGGACACACUUUGCUCUGUCUACUGGGGUUUUUCUUGCUGAAUUUACUUUACCGUGGACAAGCUCAAGAUGCUGUGCUGACCAUUGAGCCAAACUGGACCACUGUUUUUACUGGAGAGUCUGUGACCUUCAAGUGUGACUUUACAGGAGACAAAGACAGCGGCUGGUUUUACACAAUCCACAACCAGCAUGGAGAAGUUUUCUCUCAAAGCAAUCAAACGUUCAGAACAUUACAUUCUCUAGCUAAAAUCUACAGUGGUGAAUACCAGUGCUUGUUUCAGAACGGGGGAUCAACAAAAAACAGCAAUAAAAUCUAUCUAACUGUAUCAGCAGAAAGACCUAAGCCUGUCCUCACUGUGUCUCCAUCAUGGCCGAGUCCUGGAGCCUCAGUAACUCUGAACUGCAGUGUUGAUCAUCCUUCUGCUGGCUGGAGCUUCUACUGGUAUAAGGCUGUUCCCCAAAAGUCAGACAACUCCUACAGCUAUGAGCUGCUACCUGGCAGCGAGAAAGGGACUGAACAGGAUCUCUUCAUCAUUGAUGGACAAACACACACAGCAGGAUAUGUGUGCAGAGCAGGAAGAGGAGAUCCAGUGUUUUACAGUUCGUACAGCAAACCUAAGUUUGUCUGGUCUGGAGAUAUUAACUCAGUGUCUCUCACAGUGAGUCCUGACAGUGUGCAGCACUUCACCAACACGUCUGUGUCACUGAGCUGUGAGGGAAACUCCACUGAGUGGAGAGUGAUGAGGUUUUCAAAAUCUGACAACCGCUAUCCCUGUUCUCUCUGGGGGACAAUGACUGGAUCCACAUGCACAAUAACCAGAAGCUGGGUUAGUGGAGUGUUCUGGUGUGAGUCUGAAACUGGACAGUUCAGUAAUGCAGUCAACAUCACUAUUGAGUUAUUAUAUGAUGGAUAUUAUCCUGGUGAGUCCUGUCCGUCCUGUGGCUGAGGGACUUCCUGUCACUCUUAGCUGCAAGUUAAAUAAUGAAACUGUUCUUUAUGAUGUGGAUUUCUAUAAAAAUGACAAACUCAUCCAGAA
Molecule: messenger RNA, 1303 nt
Organism: Notothenia coriiceps (black rockcod)
Lineage: Eukaryota; Metazoa; Chordata; Actinopteri; Perciformes; Nototheniidae
Product: high affinity immunoglobulin epsilon receptor subunit alpha-like
Exons: 8
Coding region: 266-1213 (315 amino acids)
Biological process (GO): immune response; cell surface receptor signaling pathway
Cellular component (GO): external side of plasma membrane
Molecular function (GO): transmembrane signaling receptor activity
Source: RefSeq, a predicted model, not a curated record